AUGCGAGAUCAAAGGCCAAGAGAAAAGGAAAUUUUGAGGGAUGAGUGCAAGGAGAUAGGGUUCACGGCGGUGGUGGACAUGAGGGGCGCAGGCUCCACUUGGACCACGGUCAAGCCGAUCCUCAAGGUCUUGCACGACCACUUCGCCUCUGCCAUCCACGUCGUCUACAUCAUCAAGCCUGACAACUUCUGGCAGAAGCAGAGGACCUCGCUCGGAUCUCACAAGUACAAAUUCGAGGUAAGCUAUUAG
Nezara viridula (southern green stink bug) is the source of this 249-nucleotide messenger RNA. The record is from the annotation of a GenBank genome assembly. NCBI's taxonomy places the organism in Eukaryota, Metazoa, Arthropoda, Insecta, Hemiptera, Pentatomidae.